UGUUUGUCUUUUGACAGAGUCUACUCAGACGCUUCAUAAAGAGAGAAGUCCUCCAUGAUAUCACUGCCCUGCAGCUGACCAAAUUGGAUGUCACAGACAAGACCAUCUGGCUCAGCCCACAAGACAUCAGCAUUGGUCUAGGUGCAGAGACAGUCCUUAAGGUAGUGUGAUGGUUUAAAAAGGUCAUUUUACAAAUGGUUAGGCUGAACCAGGUCAUUGAAGAUAUGGCUACCUCUCUCUAGAGCAUCAAAGGUGCAGAGCUCAGGGUGCUAGAAUUCAGGAGAGAGUGCAUGCAGGGACUGUGUAGCAUCAUUAGGAAAGUGCAGGACAAGAGCCCCCUCAAGUAUCAGACUGUUAGGCAGAUGGUGUGCCUGGAUCCAUCAGUAAUGUACAGAGACCCAGAAAGAUGCAGGAAGCACAUGAAAGGGCUGGCUCAGAGGUUUCUCCAGGACAAACAGCUAACUGAUACUUUUGCAGGGGAUGUCAUACUGCAGCAAUUCGACAGUUUCCUAUCCUUGGAGAGCCGGAGUGAGGACUUCCUCUCCUUUCCUCCCAUGCAGAAGAGGCUGGACAUCUUCCUGAGGAGUGCCAUGGAACCUUAUCCAGAGCUGUGGGGCUUCUGCAAGAAGCUGCUCAUCCUUUCCCACGGCCAAGCUACAAUUGAACGUGGAUUCUCUAUCAACAAAGAGGUGGAGUCAGACAAUAUUCAAGAGGACACUGUGGUCACACGGAGGCUGGUGUGUGACUAUAUCACACAACACGGAGGUGUUACCCAGGUUCCACUCAGUAAAGCGCUACUCGAGAGUGUAGCAAGAGCUAGGACCAGAUAUCGUGCCCAUCUUGAGACAGAGAGAAAGAAAAGGGAGGCAAAAUCCCAGGCUCUUAAGAGGAAAGAGGUAGAGGACUGUCUUCAGGAGCUAAAGGUGAAGAGGAGACGCAUACAAGAGGUGUGUGAGGGUCUAGCUAGGGAUGCGGACAGGCUGUCUGAGGAGGCUGAAAGGAAGGCAGGAAGCAAGAUGGCUGACCUGAUCUCCAGGUCCAACCUCCUGCGGAGAGGCCAUAAGGAGAAGUUGACGGAACUGGCUGUCCUUGAUAAAGAGAUUGCUGCCCUGAGUGAAAAGCUUAGGAGUUGACUGUGUUUCUUAAUUUAAUUUAUUGUUGAGUUCUGAUUUUCGAUGUUUAUUGUUCAGGGGUCUCUCAGUUCCCCAUAUUCCUAGCAUGGAAUAAGUAGCUAGCUAAUGUUAAAAAAACAACUUAACAUUGUUUGGCAAACUUUCUUGUGGCCUACUGAAAUGUUUUUAUUUUUCACACCUGCUUGGCGUAUCUUUUACCCAUUCCACAUUUGAAAAAUAAAUGAACACAAGUUCAAGGAUUUUGUUUUUCUUUGCUGAUAGGGACGUGAAAUAGGUAUUCAUUUUUUAUAUAAAUGGUCUUAAAAAGGUCUUAAAAAGACUUGAAUUUAACUUGAAGAAACCUGUAGGAACCCUGUAUAAUAAAGUAGUGUGUUUAGUGCAUUCUGGAUUGUCAAAGAGUGACCAUUAGUUGCACAUAUACAGAUGUAUAGAUACAGGCCCCCACUAAUAAAUAAAUUCAAUAAAGGUAACCUUUUGUACAUAUUUUUAAUGGUUUAAAUGUUUAAUCUACAUGUUUGACCACUUAUGAACUACUCAUAUGAACCACUCAUUUAGCCUACUAUAUACGUGUACGUGACUAAUGUGCCCUACCAUCACCAAUAAAUAAAUUACUUUUAAAGCACAAAAUUGUUUACAAGAGAACAAGUUUCUUCAUUGAUCUAAUCACUUAAAUUUUGGUCUCAGAAUGCACCAGAUUUAUGCAUUUAAAUUUAA
Molecule: messenger RNA, 1847 nt
Organism: Megalobrama amblycephala (Wuchang bream)
Lineage: Eukaryota; Metazoa; Chordata; Actinopteri; Cypriniformes; Xenocyprididae
Exons: 3
Coding region: 291-1133 (280 amino acids)
Source: RefSeq, a predicted model, not a curated record